Molecule: messenger RNA, 1937 nt
Organism: Nicrophorus vespilloides
Lineage: Eukaryota; Metazoa; Arthropoda; Insecta; Coleoptera; Silphidae
Gene: Acsf2
Product: acyl-CoA synthetase family member 2, mitochondrial
Exons: 6
Coding region: 86-1798 (570 amino acids)
Biological process (GO): fatty acid metabolic process
Molecular function (GO): medium-chain fatty acid-CoA ligase activity
Source: RefSeq, a predicted model, not a curated record
GACGUUCCGCGGCGUGUUUAUGUUAAAUACUUCGUCGUCCUCGUCGUCAUUGUAUUAUUAAUAUUUUAAAAAUAAAACUUUCAACAUGAUGAAUAGCCUGUGUAGGAGACUGCAUAGUAAUGUAGACAAGUUCCGAUCAAUGUCAAAUCUAAGCUACAAACAUGCCGUUGGAAGGAAACCGUUGAUCGGAAAGACCGUCGGAGAUUUGCUGAAGAACGCUGCUGAAAGGUUUCCCGAAAAGGUAGCGGUGCAGAGCCAAAACGAAUCGAUGACAUUCUUCAAUCUUCUGGAGAAGGCCGAUCGGUUGGGAGCGGGUUUGAUGAAGCUGGGUCUGAGGAGAGGAGACAGAUUGGGGAUCUGGGCUCCGAACAUUCUUGAAUGGGAGGUAACGUGCAUGGCGUGCAGCAGAAUCGGAGUGAUUCUGGUUCAGCUGAAUCCCGCGUACAAAGCCCAAGAGAUCGAGUAUUGCGUGAACAAGGUGGAGAUGAAAGCGAUCGUUUGUCCUGAAAAGGUGAAAAAGAUCGAGUUCUUCAGCAUAUUGAACGAGCUCGAGAAUAUAGGAAGUUUCGAUAAGGAUAGGCUCAAUUUGAGAACGAUGCCCAGUUUGAAACACAUCAUUUUGAUCUCAGAAAACAAGCACAAAGGAGUUUAUAAUUACGGAGAUUUAUUGGAAGAUUCUAGUGUUGAAGAGGCGAGGAAAGUUUUUCGUGGUCAGGAUAACGUGAAAUUCGACGACGGGUUUAAUAUACAGUUCACUUCCGGGUCGACGGGUCAACCGAAGGCAGCUCUCUUGAGUCAUUUCCAAGUCGUGAAUAACUCGAACAUGACAUCCAUGAUGAAGCACGAUCCUAAUGUAGAGCAGAAAAUCUGCUUCCAAGUUCCUUUCUUCCACACGUUUGGAACGACAGUUGGAGUGGUUGGUUCCUUGCAUCACGGAAACACUAUAGUCCUUCCUGACAGCACAUACAACCCUAAAGCAGCAUUAAAAACGAUAGAACAAGGAUGCAACGUAAUAUUUGGAACGCCAACGAUGUACGUGGAUUUGAUAAACGCGCAGAAAGACAUGAAAUUAGAACUGAAAGCUUUCGUCGCCGUAAUUGGAGGUUCGCCAUCAUCUCCGAAGCUCAUCGAAGACAUGAGAAGAAUCCUUAAUAUUAAAAACAUUGUGUCGAUUUACGGGUUGACCGAAACAACGUGCGUUGUUUUUCACGGUAAUCUCCAUACCGAAGACGUUAAAUUAUACGACUACGUUGGUAAAAUCUCGGAUCACGUUGAGGCCAAAGUCGUCGAUGCUCGCGAUAACCUUGUGCCUUUUGGUGAGGCCGGUGAGCUUUGCGUGAGAGGAUACUCAACGAUGCUUGGGUAUUGGGGUGACGAGAAGAAAACCAAAGAGACAAUCGAUGAUAAAGGAUGGCUUAGAACCGGAGAUAAAUUUGUUUUGCACGAAGAUGGCUACGGCCAAAUCGUUGGGCGAUUGAAAGACAUGAUUAUUAGGGGUGGUGAGAACAUUUAUCCGAAGGAAAUCGAAGGUUUCUUGGACGGGCAUCCGGAUAUUGUCGAGUCGCAGGUGGUGGGACUUCCCGACGAGAGGAUGGGCGAAAUAGUUUGCGCCUGUCUGAGGAUCGAAGAUGGAAAAGCGAUAACGCAAAAGGACGUGCAGAAGUUCUGCGAUGGUAAACUCGCGCACUACAAGAUCCCAUCCGUCGUUCACGUGAUGAAGAGCUUCCCAAAGACAACGUCGGGAAAGAUACAGAAGUUCAAAUUGCGAGACGACAUCCUGGCCGGAAGAAACCUAUGAACGAGAUCACUCGCUUGGAGCUAGAUUGUUUUUCUUCGGCUCAAGUAACUCCGUGGUCAACCCAUCCACCAACAUUUUCAAAUUUUCUCCGACUUUUAAGUAACUCCUGCGAAAGGCAAAUAAAAAUUAUUACAGAUCA